Messenger RNA from Penicillium olsonii, 1485 nucleotides. The record is from the annotation of a GenBank genome assembly. NCBI's taxonomy places the organism in Eukaryota, Fungi, Ascomycota, Eurotiomycetes, Eurotiales, Aspergillaceae.
AUGACGGCGAUGCCUCGAGUGAGUUUAUGGACGCGAUUGUUGCAAGCUAAACCAUAUCAUCCUAACUGCUCACUACUGUCAGACAACUACCUGGUGACCCUCGAUCUCACAUCCUCAUUCUCGACGACCGAAGGGAAGAACUAUAAGAUGGCAAAAAUGGACACCGAGGUUCCGAAGGUCAAGGACAUGGCGUUGUGGUCCAAAGCAGACAACACGACGCUGUACCAAUAUGGAGGCAGAUUCUUGGAGAAUAUCACCAACGAGAACACAAUCUGGACCUAUACCGUGGGAGACAAAAAGUGGGAUAAACAGGAUGGCACCAUUCAACCAACGCGGCUGGAGUACGGGGUUUAUACAAAUGCGCCACGGAUUCAAGCAGGGUAUUGGAUUGGUGGCUAUCGAGCCAGCGGCACAACCGCAGCCAUUACCGACUCAACGAGGGAAUAUGCCACAGGCCUCAUUCAGUUGAACACCACCACCGGGAUAUACACUUCUCUCGAUGGGCCAUAUGAAGCUGUCGAGGAAGGCUCCCUCUCCUAUGUGCCGGUUGGUGAUAUGGGGAUCUUAGUGUAUAUUGGUGGCGAUGUUCCCUCCAUCAAGGAUGGAAUCAAUGCCACGAUGACAUCGAACUCGUGGAAUCACGUCCAAGUCUACGAUAUCGCGGGAGCCAAAUGGUACAAUCAGUCAACGACAGGGACAGCCACGGCCCGAACGCAGUUUUGUGCUUCCGUUCAACACGAUGCUUCGUCGUCCUCUUAUCAAAUCUACGUGAUUGGAGGUGCAAACCUAAAAUCAAAGGAAACAACCCUCGAUGUGAAUUACUUGUCCAUCCCAUCCUUCAAGUGGUACACCGCUGCUCCCCUGGACGAAGCCAGGAUGACUCUGACAUGCGUCACCUAUGGUCGUCAGAUCUUUGGAAUUGGUGGAAGAAAAGCCUGGGCAGACGACAGCGCGGCGGGCUGCUACAAUGCCCCUGCCUUUAUCUAUGACGCGCAAUCCGAGGUGUCGCGAUCAUCCUUUGAUCCGAAUUUAUCUUCGUUCUCCCUCUCCUCUGCAACAGCAAAGGAUAUCGAAGCCUCGCCUACCCCGUCUCCUUGGGCCUCUGCAGCAUUGAGUUCGAUAUUCAAGACAGCCAACACCACCACAAAUUCAACAGACAACGGUGAUUCUUCUUCCGAUUACCCAGAAGACAUUGGGUCUACAUCAACGAACACCGGCGCCAUCGCAGGUGGGGUUGUUGGUGGAGUCGCCGGCUUGGCCUUGAUCGGCGGAAUUGCUUGGUUCUUCCUCGCAAGGCGCAGGAAGCAGAGAUCAGAGGAAAACGGAGGAAGCUCUGAGCCCCAGAGAUAUCAACCAGUUCAGGAGCUUCCCCCUGGGGAAAGAGAGCAGCGCUCUGAGUUGGGUUCUGAGACUUAUACGCAUGCUGAGUUGCCUGCGCAACAGAAGGCACCAUUAUCCGAACUUGACACUGUACGCAGUGAUUAG